AUGAAGACGGAUUUUAAGUUUUCCAAUCUCCUCGGGACCGUCUAUCGCAAAGGGAAUCUCUUGUUCACUCCCGACGGCUCAUGUUUGCUUUCUCCAGUUGGGAACCGAGUCUCUGUCUUCGACCUGGUCCAAAAUACAUCAUAUACCCUCCCCUUCGCACACCGGACCAAUAUUGCUCGAAUCGAUCUAUCUCCCAGAGGCAACCUCCUGCUCUCAAUUGACGAGAAUGGCAAGGCUAUAUUGACUAAUUUCCCUCGCCGGUUAGCGAUCCAUCACUUCACGUUCAAGACUGCAGUGUCUGCCCUGUCCUUCUCGCCAUCUGGUCGUCAUUUUGCGGUGGGGGUUGGCCGGAGGCUUCAGAUAUGGCGCACGCCUUCUACCCCGGGAGCUGAGGGCAAUGGAGAGCUAGAGUUCGCCCCUUUUGUGCUUCACCGGGAUCUCGCAGGGCAUUUCGACACGAUACAGAAUAUCCAUUGGUCCAGUGACUCAAGAUUCCUGCUGACUGCAUCCAAAGAUCUAACCGCAAGGAUAUGGAGCGUAGACCCGGAGGAAGGGUUUGAACCUACAACUCUAGCUGGGCACCGAGAUGGUGUCAUUAACGCCUGGUUCUCCCACGACCAGGAAUCUAUCUAUACCAUUAGCAAGGAUGGCGCGCUGUUCCGCUGGGGCUAUGUGUCUAAAAGGCUCGAGAACGGUGCUAUAUCCGACGAACGAUGGAGAAUCGUCAAGAAAGAUUACUUCAUGCAGAGCGGCGCCAAAAUAAACUGUGCUGCUUUCCACGCAAAAGCUAAUAUCCUGGUUGUCGGAUUUUCGAACGGGAUAUUUGGUCUAUGGGAAAUGCCAGACUUCAGCCAGCUUCAUCUAUUAAGUGUUUCUCAAAGUAACAUCGAUUGUGUCACCAUCAACAGCUCUAGCGAAUGGCUGGCAUUUGGCUCAUCAAAACUGGGUCAGCUACUAGUAUGGGAAUGGCAGUCGGAGUCUUAUAUCCUAAAGCAACAAGGGCACCUUGAUUCAAUGAACGCCCUGGUCUAUUCCCCCGAUGGGCGAAAGAUAGUCACCGCUGCUGAUGAUGGCAAGAUAAAAGUCUGGGAUAUCAAUACUGGAUUCUGUAUUGUCACUUUUACCGAGCACAAGGGUGGUGUCACAGCUUGUGAAUUUACAAAACGUGGAAAUGUUCUUUUCACAGCAUCCUUAGAUGGUUCAGUACGAGCAUGGGACCUUGUGCGGUAUCGAAACUUCAAAACUUUCACAGCUCCAUCUAGAUUGUCCUUUUCCUCUCUAGCAGUUGACCCAAGUGGUGAAGUGGUAUGCGCUGGCUCCCUGGACUCUUUCGAUAUCCACAUUUGGUCUGUACAAACAGGUCAACUUCUAGAUCAGUUAUCAGGCCACCAGGGGCCAGUUUCGUCUUUAUCCUUCUCUGGAGAUGGAAGCCAUGUUGUCAGCGCCAGCUGGGACCGCACAGUUAGGAUAUGGAGCGUAUUUGGGAGGAGCCAGACGAGUGAGCCUCUACAGCUGCAAUCAGAUGUACUCUGUGUGGCUUUUAGACCAGAUGGAAAACAGAUUGCCGCUUCUACGCUUGAUGGUCAACUAACCUUCUGGUCUGUCGAAGACGCUGUCCAGCAAUCAGGCAUCGAUGGUCGUCGUGACGUGUCUGGAGGGAGAAAGGUAACAGACAGACGCACUGCUGCAAAUUCUGCGGGCACCAAGUCCUUUGCAACAAUAACGUAUAGUGGCGACGGUUCAUGCCUCUUAGCCGCUGGGAACAGCAAAUAUAUCUGCCUAUACGAUGUUGGUACAAGCUCGUUAAUUAGGAAGUUUACAGUCUCCGUCAACACAUCCCUAGAUGGAACUCAGGAGUUCCUUAACAGUCGGAAUAUGACCGAAGCUGGACCUCAGGGACUAAUCGACGAAACUGGUGAAGCCUCCGACAUUGAAGAUCGAAAAGACAAAACUCUUCCAGGCGCCCGUCGUGGAGACGAUGGAGCUAGAACAACCCGCCCUGAAGUCCGCGUCACAUCUGUGUCGUUCUCGCCAACAGGAAGAUCAUUUUGUGCCGCUUCAACAGAGGGCCUAUUAAUAUAUAGCCUCGAUAAUGACAUGGUCUUCGAUCCCUUCGACCUCGAUAUCUCUAUCACACCAGAUAGUAUACUCGCCACAGUUGCAGCUGCUAAAAAAGCUGCUUCGUCUCAAAUAUCCAAGAAUACUCCUUCAUCAGACUCCACAUCAUCUGAUUCCUCAUUCCUUAAAGCCAUCGUAAUGGCGUUCCGUCUCAAUGAAUCCGAACUCAUACGAACAGUCUACGAAUCCAUACCCCCCUCUGAAAUCCCCCACAUUGUCCGCCUAAUACCUACGGUAUACGUAAUUCGCCUCCUCCGCUUCGUUGCUAAUGCAGCAGACGAAACACCACAUUUGGAAUUUAACCUGCUUUGGAUACAGGCCCUGCUUAGCAUACGAGGUCGGUAUCUCAAGGAUAACGCUGCAUCAUUUGCAGCGGAGCUACGGUCCGUUCAGAGAGCGAUUGACGGCAUUCGAAAUGAUUUGAAGAGACUUGCAGACAAGAACUUAUAUGCUUUGGAAUACUUCCUUUCAAAACCCACAAAUGCGCCGGGAGCUAAGAAAAUCACCUCUGAUGAAUCAAAUAAGAUGCUUCUAGAGGACUCGAAGAAAAACGAAGAUUCCAAAAUGGAGCAGGAUGGCGAGGAAGCCCAUGCGAGCGAUGGGGAUUGGAUUGGAUUGGAAGAUUAA
Microsporum canis CBS 113480 is the source of this 2745-nucleotide messenger RNA. Its product is annotated as periodic tryptophan protein 2. Bases 1 to 2745 code for a protein of 914 amino acids. Gene Ontology annotation, biological process: ribosomal small subunit assembly; maturation of SSU-rRNA from tricistronic rRNA transcript (SSU-rRNA, 5.8S rRNA, LSU-rRNA). Gene Ontology annotation, cellular component: Pwp2p-containing subcomplex of 90S preribosome; small-subunit processome. The record is from RefSeq and is a predicted model, not a curated record. NCBI's taxonomy places the organism in Eukaryota, Fungi, Ascomycota, Eurotiomycetes, Onygenales, Arthrodermataceae. The transcript is spliced from 5 exons. Gene Ontology annotation, molecular function: protein binding.